AUGGGAGGAGCCAGCUGUCUGGCAAAACCCACUGUGCCCAUCAGUACAAAUGAAGAUGAGAUCACUGUAAAAACCAAGAGCAUCUUUCAAACUAAUGAGAACUCCUUUAAGCUGAGAGAAGAAUUUGAGGAAACUAUACUAGGUGGCUAGAAAACCAAGAAUACAGUGACCUUAGAUAAUGACUCCUUGAUUCAGGUUCAGGACUGGGCUGGCAGGGAGACCCCCAGAAGAAGAAAGUUAGCGGAUGGGAAAAUGGCGAUGGAAAGUGCAAAGUGCCAUGAACAAUGUUACCUGCACUGGGACACAUGA
Physeter macrocephalus (sperm whale) is the source of this 309-nucleotide messenger RNA. RefSeq names its product fatty acid-binding protein 12-like. Gene Ontology annotation, cellular component: nucleus; cytosol. Gene Ontology annotation, molecular function: fatty acid binding. Gene Ontology annotation, biological process: fatty acid transport. The record is from RefSeq and is a predicted model, not a curated record. The transcript has a single exon. NCBI's taxonomy places the organism in Eukaryota, Metazoa, Chordata, Mammalia, Artiodactyla, Physeteridae.